Indicator indicator is the source of this 1590-nucleotide messenger RNA. It is a transcript of the gene MGAT4C, whose product is annotated as MGAT4 family member C. Gene Ontology annotation, biological process: protein N-linked glycosylation. The record is from RefSeq and is a predicted model, not a curated record. The transcript is spliced from 5 exons. Lineage: Eukaryota; Metazoa; Chordata; Aves; Piciformes; Indicatoridae. Bases 1 to 1590 code for a protein of 529 amino acids. Gene Ontology annotation, molecular function: acetylglucosaminyltransferase activity.
AUGGCUGCUGGGGGUGUCAAAGUCCGGGCUGAGGUGGAUUCCUACGAUGCAGGCUGGGGGGCUUCUCCUGCGGGGCCGCACGCCUCGGGGGCGGGCCGCAGCGCAGUUCUCUCGGCUCAGGGGGCCCCCGGGUCCCUUGCCCGUGGCAGCGGCGCUGGGAGACACAGCCUGAAGCAGCUGGAGAAGAUGCGAUGCAUGCGGAAGCGCUCAGCAGUGCCCUUCCUAGGGCUGCUCGUCCUCUGCCUGCUCCUCAUCAGCCUCUACAUUGAAGAUGGCCACGUGCUGGAAGGGGACAAGCAGCUCCUGAGCGAGACGGCCAUGCACCAGCUGAGCCCCGAGCGCUCCCUGCACCCUGCUCAGGCUGGCUCCAAUUUCUCAGCAGCCAGGAACAUUUCCUAUCACUACCUGGCUGGCACACCUCUGCCAAAGAAAAGGUACCUGACCAUCGGGCUCUCCUCUGUGAAAAGGAAAAAGGGCAACUACCUGCUGGAGACUAUCAAGUCCAUCUUCGAGCAGUCGAGCUACGAGGAGCUGAAGGAGAUCGCGGUGGUGGUGCAGCUGGCAGACUUCGACGCGGCCUGGUGCGCCGGCAUGGCGCAGGGCAUCACCCAGCGCUUCGCACACCACAUCAUCGCCGGCAGGCUGCUGGUCAUCCAUGUCCCCGAGGAGCACUACCCUGCCCUGGAGGGGCUGAAGAGGAACUACAACGACCCUGCGGAGCGGGUGAAAUUCCGCUCCAAGCAGAACGUGGACUACGCCUUCCUGCUCAACUUCUGCGCCAACCUCUCCGACUACUACGUCAUGCUGGAGGAUGAUGUCCGCUGCGCCAGGAACUUCCUGACGGCCGUCAAGAAGGUGAUCGCCUCGCGGGAGGGCUCCUACUGGGUGACCCUGGAGUUCUCCAAGCUGGGCUACAUCGGGAAGCUCUACCACUCGCAUGACCUGCCGCGCCUGGCCCGCUUCCUGCUGAUGUUCUACCAGGAGAUGCCCUGCGACUGGCUGCUCAUCCACUUCCGCGGGCUGCUGGCGCAGAAGGAGGUGAUCCGCUUCAAGCCCUCGCUCUUCCAGCACAUGGGAUACUACUCCUCUUACAAGGGGGCCGAGAACAAGCUGAAGGACGACGACUUCGAGGAGGAAUCCUUCGACCUCCCCGACAACCCCCCGGCCAGGCUGCACACCAACAUCAAUGUCUUCGAGCACUACGAGGCCAGCCGGGCGUACAGUGCCGGCGAUGAGUACUUCUGGGGCAAGGCUCCUGCUGCCGGCGACUUCUAUGGGGUGGUGUUUGAGAAGCCCACCAGGAUCAGCAGGAUCAAGGUGGUCACCGGCACCGAGGACAGGCAAAACGACAUCCUGCACCACGGGGCCCUGGAAGUAGGGGAGAAGCUGGUGGGGAGCAAAAAAGGGAGGCAGUGCAGCACCUACCUGAGACUGGGGGAGUUCAGCGGUGGGAGGUUUGAAGUGACAGAGGUGGAGCACAAAGUGCUGUUUGAGGUGAGCUGCAUGAGGAUACUUGUCACCAAAAGCCAGAAGGAGUGGCUGAUCAUCAGGAGCAUCAGCAUCUGGACUUCUCAGGCACCGAGCCCAUAG